UCAAAGACCUGCAGCGUGAACGGAGGGGUCCAGAGGUCACCCUGGGCAGGCCGCAUGCUGCAGCGGAUCCAAUCCAGAUCCCAGGAGAGCCCCUGCACACCUCCGCACCCUGUCUCCCACCUAUAAAAGGAGGAGAUUGGCCCAGUUGACCCAUCUCUGCAAAACAGUGCAUAUACCACUGCCCCGCUGCAGACUGACCUGGGAGGCAGUGGCCUCUGGCCCAGGGGGGACACCGCCAUGGCCCUCCUGAUACACCUGCUGGUCUGCAUCUUCGGAAUGGGUUCCUGGGUAGCCAUCAACGGGCUCUGGGUAGAGCUGCCCCUGCUGGUGACGGAGCUGCCCGAGGGCUGGUACCUGCCCUCCUACCUCACAGUGGUCAUCCAGUUGGCCAACGUCGGCCCCCUCCUGGUCACCCUGUUCCAUCACUUCCGGCCCGGCUACCUUUCCGAGGUGCCCAUCAUCUUCGCCGUGCUGGGGGUGGGCACCAUCGCCUGUGUGCUCUUCGCCUUCCUCUGGAAUGUGACCUCCUGGGUCCUGGGCAGCCCCCACAGCAUCGCCUUCAUAGUCCUCACCUUCUUCCUGGCCCUGGUGGACUGCACCUCUUCGGUCACCUUCCUGCCCUUCAUGAACCGGCUGCCCACCCAGUACCUCACCACCUUCUUUGUGGGUGAAGGGCUCAGCGGCCUCCUGCCUGCGCUGGUGGCUCUUGCCCAGGGCUCGGGUCUCACCACCUGCGUCAACGUCACUGAGGCGUCAGACGUCAUGCCAAGCCCCGUGACCACCAGAGAGACCAACGUCACACAGGGAGUUCUCAGCACCCUGGUGUCAGCCCUCCCCGGGACGGCGACCCCUGCAGUGCUGCUGGAGAGCCGCUACCUCCCUGCGCACUUCUCACCCCUUGUCUUCUUCCUCCUGCUGUCCUGCAUGAUGGCCGGCUGCUUUGUCGCGUUCUUUCUCCUCCAGCGCCAACGCAGGUGCUGGGACGCCUCCGUAGAGGACCUCAUCAACUCCCAGAUCACUCUCCACUCCAUCCGGCCACGGGGAGAGAAGGACUUGGGUCUCCCGGACAGCAGCCAGGGCCAGGAGCACAGAGAGGAGAAGGCGGCCCCCCACACCCCGGCUCGCCUGGCCUUCAUCUACACACUGGUGGCCUUUGUGAACGCGCUCACCAACGGCGUGCUGCCCUCCGUGCAGACCUACUCCUGCCUGUCCUACGGGCCUGUCGCCUACCACCUGGCUGCCACACUCAGCUCCAUGGCCAACCCUCUCGCCUCCUUCCUCUGCAUGUUCCUGCCUAACAGGUCUCUGCCAUUCCUGGGGGUCCUCACAGUGCUUGGGACCGGCUUUGGGGCCUACAACAUGGCCAUGGCUGUGAAGAGCCCCUGCCCCCUCCUGCAGGGCCACUGGAGUGGGGACGUCCUUAUUGUGGCCUCGUGGGUGCUGUUCACCGGCUGUCUGAGCUACGUCAAGGUGAUGCUGGGCGUGAUCCUGCGCGACCGCAGCCGCAGCGCCCUCUUGUGGUGCGGGGCGGCGGUGCAGCUAGGCUCGCUGCUCGGGGCGGUGCUCAUGUUCCCGCUGGUCAACGUGCUUCGCCUCUUUGUGUCUGCCGACUUCUGCAACCUGCACUGCCCGGCCUAG
Propithecus coquereli (Coquerel's sifaka) is the source of this 1638-nucleotide messenger RNA. RefSeq names its product solute carrier family 52 (riboflavin transporter), member 3 (gene SLC52A3). Bases 238 to 1638 code for a protein of 466 amino acids. The record is from RefSeq and is a predicted model, not a curated record. Lineage: Eukaryota; Metazoa; Chordata; Mammalia; Primates; Indriidae. Gene Ontology annotation, cellular component: plasma membrane. The transcript is spliced from 5 exons. Gene Ontology annotation, molecular function: riboflavin transmembrane transporter activity. Gene Ontology annotation, biological process: riboflavin transport.